AAUUAGGCUGACGUCUAAUUCAGAAAAGUCUGACUGUCCACUCCCACCCUGGGCGAUGUGUUCACGGAGCUGCCAAUCGCCGACUCUGGGCCAUUGAAAUCACAGGGCGAUUCUGCGCCGUUUGCAUCUUCCUGGUCCAGUCAUGGAUGUUGUGGGCUGCAUUUCGCUUCUGGUUCACACCUCGCUCACUCUGGCGGCUGCCUUCCUGGUCUAUUGGGCGUUUAAGCAGAGGCACCCAGCGGCUCCACCGUGCAUUGGCGGCUGCAUUCCAUGGAUCGGGGCUUCUUUACGCUUCGGGAAAGCGCCGCUUGAAUUUAUCGAGCAAGCCAGGCAGGAGUGUGGAGCAAUUUUUACCGUGGUAGCUGCUGGGAAGCGACUGACCUUUGUUACAGAAGAAGAAGAUUUUGAAAUAUUCUUUAAAUCUAAAAAUGUUGACUUCCAAGAAGCAGUGCAGGAGGCUGUCUGGCGUACUGCUUCUAUAAGUAGGAAGAGUUUCAGUAAGAGUCACACAGCUGUUCAUGACAUGAUGAAAUGGAGACUGGGUCCAUCGAGAUUACACCUCUUCUGCAGUAACCUAUCCGAGGAAUUCCAUGAAUGCCUCAUGCACCUUGGAACCAAAGGCACGGAUGACUUGUAUAACCUUGUCUGGCACAGUAUGUAUUCUGCAGUGGUGAACAACCUGUUUGGAAGAGGUAUAUGUCCCACAGAUAGAAAUACGGUUAAAGAGUUUGAGGAACACUUCCAGAAGUUCGAUAGUGGUUUUGAAUUUGGUUCCCAAUUACCAGAAUGUUUACUGAGAGGCUGGUCCAAAUCGAAGCACUGGCUUCUAUCGCUCUUUGAAAGUGUCGUAGCCAAGGCUGAAAAUAUGAAACCGGCAGAUGAUGACUCAAAGACUUUGUUGCAACAUCUUCUUGAUACUUUGGAUGGGAAUUCUACUGCUAAUUACAGUUUAUUGAUGCUCUGGGCUUCCCAAGCCAAUGCACUUCCGAUCACAUUCUGGACGCUUGCAUUUAUUAUUUCAAGCCCAUUUGUUUACAAGACCAUUAUGAAAGAACUAUGUUCAGUCUUUGAUGACCAAGGAAGUAAAAAGGUCGAAAUCAAAGAAACUGACCUUGAGAAGCUCCCGUACUUGAAGUGUUGCAUUUUGGAGGCAAUUCGUUUACGAGCUCCCGGAGUCAUAACUAGAAAAGUGGUGGAACCUCUAACAAUUAGAAAUUACAUUAUUCCUUCCGGGGACAUGCUCAUGUUGUCACUUUACUGGGCACACAGAAAUACCAAAUAUUUUCCUGAACCUGAAAAGUUUCUUCCUGAGCGCUGGAAGGAAGCAGUCAUUGAAAAACGAGGAUUUUUGGAUGGCUUCAUGGCUUUUGGUGGAGGCAGAUAUCAGUGUCCAGGAAGAUGGUUUGCAUUGAUGGAGAUCCAAAUGUUUGCUGCUCUCAUACUUUACAAGUAUGAGUUUACUCUUUUGGAUCCUGUCCCUAAAGAGAGUCCCCUUCAUUUAGUUGGAACCCAGCAGCCACUGGGUCCUUGCAAAGUUGAAUAUAAAUCCCGAUGACCACUACUUACUGUAAAUGAUACGGUCCCAAGUAACCUCUACUUGCUGUAAAUGUUAUUGUUCCAAAUAAAGGAUUGCAGUCAAAAAUAAUUUUUAUAAUGUUUUAAAAGGACACACAAAGUAUAAUCUAAAAAAAAAAAUGAGAAUGUAUCUGAUCUAAUUUCUAAAUGUAUACAUGUGUUGGACAACAUAAAAUUAUAAUGAAGAAAGUCAACCUUGGUCAG
This is a messenger RNA of Leucoraja erinaceus (little skate), 1779 nucleotides long. It is a transcript of the gene cyp39a1, whose product is annotated as 24-hydroxycholesterol 7-alpha-hydroxylase. Gene Ontology annotation, molecular function: iron ion binding; heme binding; steroid hydroxylase activity. The coding region runs from base 143 to 1555 and encodes 470 amino acids. The record is from RefSeq and is a predicted model, not a curated record. Gene Ontology annotation, biological process: cholesterol homeostasis; bile acid biosynthetic process. Lineage: Eukaryota; Metazoa; Chordata; Chondrichthyes; Rajiformes; Rajidae. The transcript is spliced from 12 exons.